This is a messenger RNA of Exophiala viscosa, 759 nucleotides long. RefSeq lists its product as uncharacterized. The transcript has a single exon. NCBI's taxonomy places the organism in Eukaryota, Fungi, Ascomycota, Eurotiomycetes, Chaetothyriales, Herpotrichiellaceae. The record is from RefSeq and is a predicted model, not a curated record. The coding region runs from base 1 to 759 and encodes 252 amino acids. Gene Ontology annotation, molecular function: oxidoreductase activity.
AUGUCGACCACAACACCCCUUGCCGGCAAAGUAGCCCUCAUGACAGGGGGCUCCAAGGGCAUCGGCGCCGCGACCGCCACCGCCCUCUCCAAACUCGGCGCAAAAGUCAUCAUCAACUACAACUCGGACUCCGCCGCCGCCGACACACUGGUUUCCCAACUCGGCGGCGCCCCCCAGAAUGCGCUGGCAGUCCGCGCCGACGCAAGCAACCUCUCCGGCAUCGAAACCUUGGUAUCCGAAACAGUCUCGCACUUUUCCAAAAUCGACAUCUUGAUCGCCAACGCGGGCAUCCUGCCAAUGAAAGAUAUCGAAUCCACAAGCGAACAGGACUUUGACCGCGCAUUCGCCAUGAACGUCAAGGGUCCCUAUUUCCUUGUUCAGAAAGCCCUCCCGCAUAUGUCCCCGGGAUCUUCAAUCGUGUUAUUAUCGACCACCAUAAAUCACGCCAGCACCGUAACGCCGCCGUAUACACUGUACUGCAGCACCAAAGGCGCGAUCGAACAAUUGGGCAGGUUGCUUUCCAGAGAUCUCCAGGCCAAACACGGAAUCAAAGUGAAUGUGGUGGCUCCAGGCCCGACAGGGACGGACCUGUUCUACGAAGGCAAGAGCGAGCAACAGCUCAAGAUGAUCGCGAGUUUCAAUCCGAAUAAGCGCAUUGGCACGCCUGAGGAAGUGGCGGAUGCGAUUGCUUUCUUGUGUGGCGAUGGCGCGAGGUGGAUCUCGGGCCAGACUAUUUUGGUGAAUGGUGGACAGGCUUGA